This is a messenger RNA of Setaria italica (foxtail millet), 3474 nucleotides long. RefSeq names its product serine/threonine-protein phosphatase 6 regulatory subunit 3. Bases 492 to 2879 code for a protein of 795 amino acids. Lineage: Eukaryota; Viridiplantae; Streptophyta; Magnoliopsida; Poales; Poaceae. The transcript has 20 exons. Gene Ontology annotation, molecular function: protein phosphatase regulator activity; protein phosphatase binding. The record is from RefSeq and is a predicted model, not a curated record.
GAGACGAAGCCUUCCAUAGAUUAUUCUCCCCAAAGUCUCUCCCUGCCUCUCCUCUCAUCUCCGCCUCGCGAUCGAACCCUCGCCCCGCCCGCCCGCCAGCUUGCUUCCCCGCCUCCACCUCCACCUCCGCCUCCGCGCCCUCCCUCCCCCUCCGCCCACUCCUCAUCUCGCGAUUGGUGAAUUCUAGGGUUUCGCGGCGGCCACCCGGAUCCAGCUCGGCGCGGCGAGCGCCUCUAAAGCUUCGGAUCGCGCGACCGCGCUCUGCUCACUCGCUGCCCCUCUCCGCUCCGCGCCGCCGCCGCCGCCGCCGCCGCCGACACGACGACGACGAGUUGCUGUGCCUGGGGUUGGAACCUCCGCCGCCUCUCCGUUGACCACCGGAUAUGGUCUGAAGUCUGGUGUCAGCACAUGGUGUGGAAAUCAGAGCUCUAAAUCUGCUUGGGUGUGAGGUUGUGAUAGUGUGGAUACUGACAGAAUUGCCACUGUACAAGAUGUUUUGGCACGUGCCUGGACUCUCCGCUGCAUCACCUGUGGAUACUAUUUUGGACAAGGAAAAUUUUAAGUUGGAGGAUCUUCUUGAUGAGGAUGAAAUAAUCCAGGAGUGCAAAGCACUAAAUACCCGCCUAAUCAAUUUUUUGCGGGACAAGGUUCAAGUGGAGCAACUCCUUCGCUACAUUGUAGAGGAGGCACCUGAAGAUGCAGAAAAGAAAAGGAUAUUUAGAUUUCCGUUUAUAGCUUGUGAAAUAUUCACAUGCGAAGUGGAUGUUAUCAUGAAGACAUUAGUGGAGGAUGAAGAUCUUAUGAAUUUACUUUUCUCCUUCCUCAAAUCUGACCACCCUCAUGGGACACUUUCGGCUGGUUACUUUGCCAAGGUAGUGAUCUGCUUGAUGAUGAGGAAGACACUCCCACUAGUUAGUUAUGUGCAGGGUCAUCCUGAAAUAGUUAGCCAACUUGUUGAUCUUAUUGGUAUUACUUCCAUCAUGGAGGUCUUGAUUCGCUUAAUAGGUGCUGAUGAAACUAUGUAUUCAAGUUAUGCGGAUUCUAUGCAAUGGUUAGAUGACAUAAAAGUCCUUGAGAUGAUAGUUGACAAGUUCAGCACAUCAGAUUCUCCUGAGGUUCAUGCAAAUGCUGCUGAGAUCCUUUGUGCAGUAACUAGAUAUGCCCCUCCAGCACUUGCUGCAAAGAUUUCCAGUCCAAGCUUCGUGGGGAGAUUAUUUCAACAUGCCUUUGAAGAUUCAAGGCCUAAAUCGGUGCUGGUCCACUCAUUGUCAGUGUGCAUAUCUUUGUUAGAUCCUAAGAGACUUGUAUCGGCUUCCUACCAGGCUUUCCGUAGUCAGCUGAGCCAUGGAACACUAGUUACUGCAAGUCCAGAAACAGUAAAUGGGAUGCUGGAUAGCCUAGGUGAUUUGUUGAAGCUGCUGGAUGUUUCAUCUGCUGAAAAUGUGCUGCCAACAACUUAUGGAAGCUUACAACCUCCUCUUGGGAAACAUCGCUUGAAGAUUGUCGAGUUCAUCUCUGUUCUACUAUCAAUUGGUAGUGAAGCUGCUGAAGCGCGACUGAUCCAUCUAGGAGCAAUCAAGCGGGCCAUAGAUCUAUUUUUUGAGUACCCAUUCAAUAACUUUUUGCACCACCAUGUGGAAAACAUCAUUGGGUCCUGUCUGGAGAGUAAGCAGGAUCAACUUAUUGGCCAUGUCCUUGAUGAGUGUAAACUUGUCACAAGAAUUCUGGAAGCAGAGAAGAACUCUGCGCUGUCAACAGAUUUAACUAAGCAUACAUUGUCUGCAGAGGGAAAAUCUCCACCAAGGAUAGGAAUUGUUGGUCAUAUGACACGCAUAGCUAACAAACUCCUUCAGUUGGCCAAUACCAACACCAUGGUCCAAUCACAUUUGCAGCAAAAUUCUGGUUGGAUCGAGUGGCAUGCCAGUAUCCUAACGAAGCGUAAUGUAUUAGAGAAUGUUUACCAGUGGGCUUGUGGUCGACCAACAUCACUGCAGGAUCGUGGUAGGGACAGUGAUGAUGAAGACUUCCGAGAUAGGGACUAUGAUGUGGCAGCACUUGCUAGUAAUUUAAGCCAGGCAUUUAAAUAUGGUAUUUACAGCAAUGAGGAUAUUGAUGAGGCUCAAGCGUCACUUGAGCGGGAUGAUGAGGAUGUAUAUUUUGAUGAUGAAUCUGCAGAGGUUGUAAUCUCCUCUCUUCGCCUUGGAGACGAACAAGACAGCUCGCUCUUUACAAAUUCCAAUUGGUUUGCGUUUGACGAGGACAAAGCAUUGAAUGAUGGUUCUGUUAGCUCAGAAGCUUCCCCAUCCCCAAAUUCUGAGAUAUCCGCACCAAAACUGGAUGAUGAGACUGAUGAAGUCAUUCUUGGUGAAGUUAUUGAUGACACAAAAGGUUCUGAAUCAUCUUUACCAGAUACGAAAGGUUCUGAACCACCUUUAGCAGUCUCCAAUAAGGACAUAAAUGAAGAGUUUGGUCACACAGUCUUGGCAAAUGGUACCAUCGACAAGUUGGAAGACGACAUCAGACCACCAACCCCUGACGUUAAAGAGAGUCAACCUGAGUGUGUCGAAUGGAGGGAGGAAGAAGCUGAACCUGGUGGUGUUGUUGAGAAGGAUACCACAGCUCCGGAUUUUGAGGUUGAAAAUGAGAAGCAGCUGCAUUCCAUGGAUGAUGUCAUGCCUUGUGAGGCCAAAUUAGGAGAGGUAAAGGAGAGUGAUAAUUCGUCUGGAUCUUCGGCGCCUGAGACCACAGCAGAAGCAGUACUACCAGUUUCAUCUGAUUCCGAUUCAAUCAAGCAUCCUGAACCAGUUGGUGAGAGCACUGUUUCAGAGUAUCCACUGGGUGGACAGAAUCAGGAGGAAGAUGAAAAUAAGAGGGAAUGAAGUGAAAUAAAUUUGAGGGUAUCAGUUCAAUUCACACGAUGGUGGAUCAGUUGAUGGACAUGCAGGCAGCAUUAGGAACUGGUCGGACCAUUAUUGUAUAAACAGUUUGAGGAUCAUAUGUGGAUUGUGAUCUACACAUUUUGCUUAAGGUGGCCCCCCACAUGCACCUGAUGGAGCCUCAAAGAUUCAAUUGCCUCAUGGAGCUGCUUAGGUUUGAUCUGUAACAUAAUUUAUUGGGAGGUUUUUUGCUGUGUGCCUGUGUCAAUGCCUGCAGUCUGUGCGCUACAUACGAGGUGCAAAAUGCUGAAAGUAGUCAGCCUUUUUCUUUCUCAACCACAUAGUGGGGUUCUGUUCGUCACCCUGGUAAAUAACUGAUAGGUGAAUAGGUGAUAUCUUGUCCUGAUGCAUGUCCAGUACUGUAGUUGGUGCUAUUUGUACGAAAUUUUGACUCGAAUGCAGUCAGUUGAUUGUUUUCAUAUUCAGAAUUUGUUCAAAAUUCCUGUAAACUAUAUAAAAAUAUAUAGCUUCUAUUUCAACCAGGAACUUUGUACUCAAUUAAUUUGUUAUAUAAACGAGUGAUGGUAGAUUCGCUUCA